AUUCAAAUGAGGGGCUGUUUGUUUCAACCUCUUAAUGGUUCAGAUGUCUGAAUGGUUCAGCACUUAAUGGUUCAGACUGUUUGUUUCAGCCUCUUAAUGGUUCAGAUGUCUGAAUGGUUAAGAGAUUUGCCUCUGAAUGGUUAAGUAUUAUACAAAGUCUGAAUGAUUAAGACCUCGUAUCUGAGUUGAUCAGAUAUUUGCCUCUGAAUAGUUAAGCAAUAUACUAGCUUUUAAUAGUUCAAACCUCUUACUGGUUCAGCACUUAAUGGUUCAGACCUCUUACUGGUUCAGCACUUACCUAUUCAGAAGUUGUCCAAACAGGCCUGAGUAAAAAUAAACUGGCGCACAAUUAGAAAAUUGUUGGGGGCGGGAUGGCGGGAAAGCCAUUGAUUUGGGAGGGAAGUAGAAUUUCCAGUAUUUAAUUACUGGAGAAGUGUUCUUGAUGUGGAACCCUAAAAGCGCCUCUGCGUCCCCUCUCCAACAACACAGUCAGCUUACUCAGCAACCGUGAAGCCGGCACUCGGUGGCGUUUCGUCGCAUCCGCCUAAAAUUGCAAAACCACAGUAAGGUGGGAAAGAAGGGAUAAGGCAGGAGAUCCAAAGCAAAAGAAGAGAUGUAUGGUGGGAAUGCCUCUUUCGACAGCAAUGCAGCCUUUUCAGGAGGGGGCUACAUGCAGUCCCAGGCGACUCAAUCAGCUACCGAUCCUUCCUACUCUGCACCCAAGAGCCGAGAUGCACAGUCAUUGCUUCCCCUGACAGUGAAGCAGAUAAUUGAUGCAGUCCAAACGAGUGAUGAUAAGAUAAAUUUUCUAGUAGAUGGUGUUGAUGUGAACAAUGUGAAACUAGUGGGCAUUGUGUUCAACAUAGCUGAUCGGGCAACCGAUAUUUCAUUUGCACUGGAUGAUGGAACCGGACGCAUUGACUGCUACCGGUGGCUGAAUGAACCAUUUGACAAGACAGAAAUGGGAGCCAUCUCAAAUGGGAUGUACGUCAAAGUCCACGGACACUUGAAGGGGUUUCAGGGCAAGAAACAGCUGAUGACUUACUCUGUCAGGCCCGUGGAGGAUUACAACGAGAUCCCCUAUCACUUUGCCGAAGCUAUUUAUGCUUUUUGCCACAACACGAAGUCGCGCAAGCUUCAAGAGGGCACUUCUCAUCACAUGCCGAAUUCAGGUACCAACACACCCAUGAAGGGGUACCAAGUUUCCCAGCAAAAUUUUGCCGGUUUCACCACUGAUAAAGUUACGGGCGUAGAGGAGAUGGUCUUGAACUAUAUGCAGCAGCCCUCCUGCGUUGCACAAGAGAAAGGCGUUCACCGGAACGAGCUUGCUCAAAAGCUGAAUCUUCCACCCGAAAAGAUCUUAGCAGCAAUCGAAUCCCUGGAGUCAGAUGGGCUUGUUUACUCCACAAUUGAUGAGUGGCACUACAAAUCCACCGUUAAUGCCUGAGAUAGCAAAGGUGAAGUACCCUUCCCAAUCUUUGGGCAAGAGAAAAAUGAAACUAUGUUGAAAGU
Messenger RNA from Cuscuta campestris, 1512 nucleotides. NCBI's taxonomy places the organism in Eukaryota, Viridiplantae, Streptophyta, Magnoliopsida, Solanales, Convolvulaceae. The record is from the annotation of a GenBank genome assembly.